Molecule: messenger RNA, 3465 nt
Organism: Cylas formicarius (sweet potato weevil)
Lineage: Eukaryota; Metazoa; Arthropoda; Insecta; Coleoptera; Brentidae
Product: DNA helicase MCM9-like
Exons: 9
Coding region: 335-2092 (585 amino acids)
Biological process (GO): DNA replication; double-strand break repair via homologous recombination
Cellular component (GO): MCM complex; nucleus
Molecular function (GO): ATP hydrolysis activity; ATP binding; single-stranded DNA binding
Source: RefSeq, a predicted model, not a curated record
UUCUAUCUAACUUUAAAUUUCAUCUAAAAAAAUAAUUUUUCUACAUUAAUUCUUUUGAACUAUCUCGCCCAUCCUGUACAGGGUGGGCCAAUAUAAUUGUAAAAUAUCCAGUACCGGUUCAGAGUUCAAUUUUUUUUAUGUGUGUUUAUUGGCACUUUUCUAUGGACUCAAUUGUCAACAAUAGGCGAGUAACCCCAGAAAAAUUAAAUAAAUUAACAAAAAUUAGAAAGUAAAAGAAGAAGAAAGUAGAAGUGUUCUACACUUUUUUGUGUUCUGUUAAUUGUGCUUUAUGUGUUUGUUGUUAUAGGUUAUGUGAAUUAAAAAAGGAGCAGGAAUGGAGGCUUAUGUAGAUUAUCUCAUGUCUGGUCUUAAAGAAGAUAUUCUUCAAAUCCUGAGAGACGAGGAAACAGAAAAAUAUUUUUCUAUUAACAUGAACUUUAUUGAGUUAUUUGAAGCAAAACCAAACCUUGGCAAUACUCUGUUAAGUGAUCCUGAGGAUUCUUUUAAAAGAUGGAGUGAAGCAGUAUUUGUUGUCCAGCAUAAGCUAAUAAAUGAAAGAAAUGAAAGUGAACAUGAACAUAAUUAUAAAUUCAAAGUCAAAGUAACAUGCAGAAUACAUAGUUUACCUCCAUGGCCUCAUGUUAAUCGAGUGCGGUUUCCAAGGAGCGAUGAUGUUGACCAGUUUCUGCAAAUUUCAGGUACGGUCGUUAAGAUAUGGUCUAGAAAGCUAUUAGAGUAUCAAAGGUCAUAUAUUUGCACCAAAUGUAAAUAUGUGGUGAUAGUGGAAGCCCUGCUAGAGAAACGAAAUAUGAUUAAGCAACCAAAAAAGUGCACUAAUCCCGAAGGGUGUUCGGGAAAAAGUUUAGUCAAUUUUGGCGAAUUAGAUUCCACAAAUUGCAAGGACUAUCAAGAAAUUAAGAUUCAAGAAGAUCUUUCCAAAGUUAGCCUUCGAAAUAUGCCUAAUACUAUAAUUGUUACUUUAGACAACGACUUGGUUAAUAUUUGCAAACCAGGAGAGAAUGUAACAAUAACUGGGAUAGUGAAAAGGAGGUGGGGCGAAUUUUCCAAAGGAUCAAAAAUCGAAGUUGACAUCAUUUUCAAAGCAAAUCAUGUACAGGUCAACAACCAAAAUGAUACAUCAUUAUGUGUUUCUGAGGAACUGAAAAUAUUUUUUAGAAAUUUUUGGGAGACUUAUAAGAGUGAACCGCUACUAGGAAGAAACAUUAUUUUAAAUUCCAUUUCACCACAGCUCUAUGGACUACAUACUGUCAAACUGGCACUGGCCGUAGUACUAGCCGGAGGCUCCCAAACUGAAAGGUACACAACUACCGGUGUUACUACCAGGAGCGAAUCGCACUUACUUUUGGUCGGAGAUCCAGGCACUGGAAAAUCACAAUUGCUCAGAUUUGCUUCAAAAAUAAUACCCAGAUCGAUAUUAACGACCGGAGUUGGGUCGACUGCAGCUGGUUUAACGGUUGCAGCCCUCAUGGAAAAUGGUGAAUGGAUCUUGGAAGCUGGAGCACUCGUUAUGUCGGACGGUGGUAUUUGUUGUAUAGAUGAGUUUAAUUCUAUGAAAGAGCACGAUAGAACCAGUAUUCACGAAGCCAUGGAGCAGCAGACCAUCAGCGUGGCAAAGGCCGGGAUUGUAUGCAAGCUGAACACGAGAUGUUCGGUUUUAGCGGCUUGCAAUCCGAAAGGCAACGUGGACUUAUCUCAGCCUUUAUGCGUAAACAUCGCAAUGUCCAGUCCGUUAUUAAGCAGAUUUGACCUUAUUUUAUUAUUAAAGGAUUCCGUUAGGGAAGAAAGUGAUUUGAAAUUGGCUGACUUUACGCUUAAUGGUUUGACAAAGAAUGUGGACUAUAAAAUUUGGAACGUGGAAAAACUACGGGCUUACUACGUGCUGAUAAAAAAGCUUAAUCCUCAGUUAAGUAAAGAUGCGGAAACUAUUUUGGGCGCAUAUUACCAACUUCAAAGGAGAAUGACUUGUAGAAACAAAUCCAGAAGCACUGUUAGACUCUUGGAAAGUCUCGUAAGGGAAUGCUUUUCAGGAAACGGGCGAUCCUAUAAAUUAAAAAUAUUUUUUUUUAAGUAACCCGGCAAAGAGAAAGUGCUAGAAAUUAUUUUCGGGUUUCGAUUAAAACCCGGUUUCUACAAAAAAAAUUAAUACCAUGGUUAAAGCGUAAACUUUUUUAAAAUUUAAAUUAUUUUUGUUUAGUGGUAUUUGCUCUAUCCCUUUUCCCUUUUAGUAUCAGUCCAUCCAGUCAUUUUUUUUAUUUUAUGUAGUAGUGCUUGUAAAUCUUGAAGAGUACUUGCUAACAAUACAGUGUUGUCCGACUCCCCUUUCUCUCUUUAAAAUUUGAUUGGUAUGUAAAUUAGCAAUAAUUCUAAUAUCUUUGCUGUCUAAGUGUGAUAAGGUGGUCAUGUUUUAUCCUGUGAGAAGAGACAAUAAUGCUUCGCUUGUGCAAAAACAGCGAAAACCAAACAGUUAUGGAUAAUUUUUAGGAACUAUUUGAGAGUAUGGCUCAUAAGACUUAUUAUUAUCAUCUGGUAAGAUUUGUAUAUCAUAUUAAACAGGAUUUUAACUGGUAAUUCAUCAGUGCCUAAAGAUUUCCCACAUUUCAAUGUUUUUAGAGGAUGUAUUCGACGUUUUCCAAGUCUUGAGCUUUACCUUGCAUACUAAUUGAAACGUCAUGUUUAACCUGUAGUAAUACUAUUUCCUUGCAUUUAUUUUUAUGCCAUUCCUCUUUACCUUAUCUAUUUGCUUAGGAAUAAAUUUUUUGAAUAUCCUUGUAUGAUUUUUUGUCAUUCUUAAGUCCUCGUCGGGUUUCCAUCAGUUGACGAAUCUCAGGAAUCAUUGAUUCUUAUUUUUGGGAUCGGCUUUUCGUUGCCAAAGUUGUCUUACUUGCAUCAGUUAAAACAGAUUUAAAAGCUUCCGCCAUUUGUUGUUUGUAUCAAAAUCUCUGUUACUUGGAGGAACUAUCUCUCUUUGGCUGAUGAUGACUUUCAAAUUCUCAUUGAUUUUGUUUUUAAGUUCCUGUCGUGGUUUGUUAUCGUUUAGGAAGAUCAUGUUUAAAGAUGGUUUCAUGAUCACAGGUGUUUGUUUUUUCAUUUUAAUAUUUAGACUGGCAACUACUGGAUUAUGGUCAGAUGAAAUAUCCCUAAUCUCCAACAUAUUUUUCUGCUCUGCCCUUUACGAUUUGGGCAUUGAAAUUUUAAGUCGGCACAUAGAUUUAAAUGAUGUUAACUUGUGGUAGGUUUGAAGUUUUAUUCAAUUAAAAAUUAAAAUGUAUUUAAUAAUUAUUAUGCGGGUGGAUACCAUUUAUCUACAAAGCACUCAGUUUAAGCAUGGUUAAUAUUAACAGUUACGCUCCGUGGUGGCUAUUUAUUUUUUUUUUAAAUUCCUAGGACUCUAGGUUUCUCUAAUACCAUACCUAUAUACAUACUACAUACACUCAGUAUAAAUUU